GGGGUGGGGAGUGCUGAGGCUAGGCCGACGGGAGGGGAUAAAAGCCUCUAUCUGUGGCUCUCGGAUCCAUCGAUCUUGUCCCCUGUCUAGCUUUCAUCCACUCUAGCCCCAGUCUCUAUCGAGUGAACUAUGGCUGGGUUCCUGCGCUCCCCGCUGCUCCUGCUGGCCGCCUUGGUCCUGGCUCUAACAGUGAGUUCUGCAGCCGGGGCGAGCCCCAGCAGGCCUGUGGCAACUGGAGGACUGGCAGAGGCAGACAUCAAUGAGGAGGGCGUGCAGCAGGCGCUCAACUUCGCCCUGAACGAGUACAACAAAGCAAGCAACGACGCCUUCCACAGCCGCGCCUUGCGGGUGGUGCGUGCUCGCAAGCAGGUCGUGGCUGGGCUGAACUAUUUCUUGGAUGUAGAAAUCGGUCGAACCACAUGUACCAAGUCCCAGCCCAACUUGGCCAGCUGUCCCUUCCAUACCCAGCCACACCUGAAGAAGAAAGCACUCUGCUCUUUCCAGAUAUACACUGUUCCUUGGUUGGGCAAGACCUCCAUGGUGAAGUCCAGCUGCCAGGACACAUAGAGGAUGUGACAGGCUGGGCCACACUGACUGCCUCUCACUUGCACUCCUCCACCCUGGUGGAGUCCCCUCAGUGUGCAAAUAGAGGCUUCUUGAUCAUUGUUUGAAUAGCUAAAUGGCUCUAACUUGUUUCUCUUAAUUGCUUUCUAGAUGACCUGUCCCUGGUGCACAUGUCCUGCCCCUAUUUUAUGAAAUAAAAAAUAACAUCACCUGC
Molecule: messenger RNA, 778 nt
Organism: Artibeus jamaicensis (Jamaican fruit-eating bat)
Lineage: Eukaryota; Metazoa; Chordata; Mammalia; Chiroptera; Phyllostomidae
Gene: CST3
Product: cystatin C
Exons: 3
Coding region: 130-567 (145 amino acids)
Molecular function (GO): cysteine-type endopeptidase inhibitor activity
Source: RefSeq, a predicted model, not a curated record